Messenger RNA from Danaus plexippus (monarch butterfly), 2019 nucleotides. RefSeq lists its product as uncharacterized. Gene Ontology annotation, cellular component: membrane. Gene Ontology annotation, molecular function: transmembrane transporter activity. Gene Ontology annotation, biological process: transmembrane transport. NCBI's taxonomy places the organism in Eukaryota, Metazoa, Arthropoda, Insecta, Lepidoptera, Nymphalidae. The coding region runs from base 2 to 1390 and encodes 462 amino acids. The record is from RefSeq and is a predicted model, not a curated record. The transcript is spliced from 2 exons.
GAUGCUGGGCAGCCUCAGCUCUAUAGCUGUCUCAAACGGAUUCCUCUUCGCCCAAACAACAGGAAUGAUAAAAAGCCUGCAGAGAAACGACGAUGGCUUGAAUCUCACCGAGAGCGAUAUACUGUGGAUAACAUCCGGUCUUACGAUGUACGGCUUCCUUGGCUUCGGAUUGGCGACGUUGAGUGACAGGGUCGGAAGACGCUGGCCAUUGAUGAUAUCCUCAGUAGCAAUAGUUGUGCAAUGGAUUAUGUUAUACAAGGCACAAAAUAUAUAUCAUUUUAUGCUGUCAAGGUUCAUCGCUGGAACUGCUGUCGGAGCUAGAUACUGUUUAAAUAUACUGGUAACACCUGAAUAUACUUCCUCAGAAACCCGAGCUUUCUUCCUCAAUAUAGUAACAUCGGUGUCGCCAGCUAUUGGCACUGGGCUGGGCCACUACUUGGGCAACAUCUUCCACUGGAGAACUGUUGCUUUGAUAUCAAUUUUCCCAACACUUUUUGGUGUUAUUGUGCCUUAUUUUUGCGUCGAAAGUCCUCAUUGGCUGGCCUCGAAAGGCAGGUUCCAGGAAUGUGAGGAGAGUUUCAGAAAAAUCCACGGAAACAGUCUAAAAUGCGAAUCAGAACUGCAACAUCUAAUAAAAAUGGAAAAGUGCAAACUGAGACAAGCUGAAAUCACCAAUACGAGGACCAGUAAAGCAAAAUUAUGCCUCGCAUUAAAGAAGAAAUACUUCUGGAAUCUAAUACUUCUGAGUUUCUUUAUGAGCUCGUAUAUUGCUGCAACUGGCAGGGUCGCAUUCGCAAUCUUAGCGACAAACAUUCUUGAAGACAUGACUGGGACUCCUAAUGUUGUCCUUUAUAACAUUCUGGUAGACAGUUUUAUCCUGGUGGGCACCAGUUUAUCCUGCGUUCUCGUGAGGAAAAUGACGAUGCGUACUGUGUUAUUUUCUACUGGAUUUUUGGCCAAUGCUUUUUUGGUAAUUCUGAGUGCUUGCCUUUACUUUGGAGAUGGUGUUAACCUGCGAUGGCUUAAUGUAUCGUUGUUGGCAGUGUACUUCAUUUUAAUGGAAGCGGGUCCCUCCCCAGUGUUAGAGGCUUUAAUAGGAGAGAUCUUUCCCUUAGAAAUAAAAGUGUACUGCAUGCUCGUUAUUGGAUUUAUGCUUUCUAUAUUUUCAGCUUUAUCACUGAUCUUAUUUCCAAUAAUAACAGAAGCUAUUGGGUAUUCUGGAACAUUCUUACUGAACGCUGUAAUAAUGUCAACAAGUCUAGUAUUUAUAAAGUUCAAACUACCAGAGACUAAAGGAAGAACGCUCCAAGAGAUUGAAGCGUUCUUUAAGACUAAUAUAUUUGACAUUGACGAAGCGUUGAAUGAUGAGAAGAAAAAUAUGCUGUUAUAAACAAUACUUUUGCUGUAUUAUAUUUUUGAUUAAAAGAACUGGAAAUCAAAAAGGUGAUAUGUGGUAUGGCCUGAGAGGUACUUGGUGGUUGUCAGUGGGUGGGAUUUAAUAUCUCAUCAGUAAAGAGAGAUAUUUACAUUUCCGACAGAUACAAUAGAGUCAAGUCCUUCAUAACAUGGGGCGUAGCUACAAAUACGUCACAAAAUAUAAAUCAAGUAAAUAAUAUUUAUUAUCAAGAAAGGUAUAGUGAAGACCAUUAUGAGGAUGCGCAAUUUAAUUGUCAUACCAAUAUAUCAGACAUCAGCCUACACACGUUAUGAUUGUAUUUAAAUAAAUAAAUACAUUAAAAGAAAAAGAAAUUAUUGAAUGAAUUCCAUUGGUUUUUUAAUCAAACCAUCGAGUCAGUUGGAUGUCUUCAGAAGUGCGCCAACCAUACUGGCGUUGAGCUGUCAAUAUCCAACUCCAAAUCGCCACCUUUCUCAAGUUGGAACAUGCAGUCUCCAGAUGAACUGCUUUUGGAUAUGUUUGUCUGUCGUAUCAUCUGGCGACACGCUGAGCGAGAUGAGAUCCUGGCAGAUAACAGCAUGUUAUGUGUUUACCAGUAUUGUUACGCUAAAUAGUGUAAUUCU